This is a messenger RNA of Perognathus longimembris pacificus (Pacific pocket mouse), 15914 nucleotides long. RefSeq names its product vacuolar protein sorting 13 homolog D (gene Vps13d). The coding region runs from base 210 to 13370 and encodes 4386 amino acids. The record is from RefSeq and is a predicted model, not a curated record. The transcript has 70 exons. Gene Ontology annotation, molecular function: protein binding. Gene Ontology annotation, cellular component: extrinsic component of membrane. Gene Ontology annotation, biological process: mitochondrion organization; protein retention in Golgi apparatus; protein targeting to vacuole. NCBI's taxonomy places the organism in Eukaryota, Metazoa, Chordata, Mammalia, Rodentia, Heteromyidae.
GUCGAGUCGAGCGCUCCGGCCUGCGCCAUUGAGGAGCGGCGGAGAGGAAGCGCCGCGCAGUGCCGGGCCGGGCCGGGCGGACGGCGGGCGGCGGGGACACCGACAGGCAGGGCCGAGCGGCCAGGGACACCGACAGAUUCUGUGACCAUGAGAAAGAGAAAUAAAGAAUGAUACAUGAAUCUUAAUCACCUUUUCCUGAGGAAGUAGUCAUGUUGGAAGGUCUUGUAGCCUGGGUUCUCAAUACCUAUUUGGGGAAGUACGUCAAUAACCUGAACACUGACCAGCUUUCUGUUGCCCUUCUCAAAGGUGCUGUUGAAUUAGAAAACCUCCCGCUAAAGAAGGAUGCCCUGAAAGAACUGGAAUUACCAUUUGAAGUCAAAGCUGGCUUAAUUGGGAAAGUGACCCUUCAGAUCCCCUUCUACCGCCCACAUGUGGAUCCUUGGGUCAUCUCCAUCUCUAGCCUCCACUUAAUCGGAGCCCCUGAGAAAAUACAGGACUUCAAUGAUGAAAAGGAGAAGCUGUUGGAAAGGGAACGCAAGAAAGCACUGCUUCAAGCCUUGGAGGAGAAAUGGAAGAACGAACGCCAACAGAAAGGGGAGUCCUACUGGUAUUCGGUGACGGCCUCGGUGGUUACGAGCAUUGUGGAGAACAUUGAAUUAAAAAUUCAAGAUGUCCAUUUACGCUUUGAAGAUGGUGUGAGCAGUCCUUCCCAUCCCUUUGCCUUUGGCGUGUGCAUUAAGAAUGUAUCCAUGCAGAAUGCUGUAAAUGAGCCUGUACAGAAAUUAAUGCGGAAAAAGCAGUUAGAUGUGGAAGAGUUCAGCAUCUAUUGGGAUGUCGAUUGCACUUUACUAGGGGAUUUGCCUCAGGCGGAGUUACAGGAGGCCAUGGCCAGGAGCAUGGAGAGUCGCAGUCACCACUAUGUCCUGGAGCCUGUGUGUGCAUCUGCUCUCUUGAAGAGAAACUGUUCCAAGGAGCCACUGAGAUCCCGGCACACUCCCCGAAUCGAAUGUGACAUUCAGUUAGAGACCAUUCCUUUGAAGCUGUCUCAGCUGCAGUACCGGCAAAUCAUGGAAUUCCUCAAGGAGCUGGAGAGGAAAGAGAGGCAGGUGAAGUUCCGAAAGUGGAAACCCAAGGUGGCCGUGUCCAAGAAUUGCCGAGAAUGGUGGUAUUUUGCUCUGAAUGCUAACUUGUAUGAAAUCAGAGAGCAGAGGAAGCGCUGCACCUGGGACUUCUUGUUGCACCGUGCUCAUGAUGCUGUAUUUUACACUGACAAAUAUUUCAGCAAAUUAAAAGGAGGUAUUCUAUCUUCAGAUGACAAGGAAGAGAUCUGUCGCAUUGAGGAGGAACAGAGCUUUGAGGAAUUGAAGAUUCUUCGAGAACUGGUUCAUGAUCGAUUUUACAAGCAGGAAGAACUAGCAGAGAGUCUACGGGAGCCUCAGUUUGACUCUCCAGGAACCUCUCCUGGGGACCCUGAUGCCAGCGGAGGCAGUGGGAUGCUGCAGUACCUGCAGUCCUGGUUUCCUGGCUGGGGCGGCUGGUAUGGGCAGCAGAGCCCUGAGGGGAAAGCGGUGGAAGGACUGUCGGCUGAGCCCCAUGAGCAGUGGACUCCAGAAGAGAUCUUGGGCACUGAAGAGUUUUUUGACCCCACUGCAGACGCCUCGUGUUUGAAUACGUACACAAAGCGAGAUCACAUCUUUGCCAAGCUGAAUUUACAGCUGCAACGGGGUACAGUGACUCUGUUACACAAGGAACAAGGAGCUCCUCAAGUGGACGAAAGUGCAUUCAUGCAGCUGGAGUUUUCAGAUGUAAAACUCCUAGCAGAAUCUCUUCCGCGGAGAAAUUCCUCCUUGCUUUUAGUCCGGCUAGGUGGACUGUUCCUCCGAGACCUGGCCACGGAAGGAACCAUGUUUCCUCUUCUGGUCUUCCCUAAUCCGCAAAAAGAAGUUGGCAGAGUCUCACAAUCUUUUGGUCUCCAAACUACAUCUGCAGACAGAAGUGACCAAUACCCUGCUGCAGACCCAGAUGACCCAGUUUUUGAGAUGCUAUAUGAGAGAAAUCCAGCACACAGUCAUUUUGAGAGGCGGCUAAAUGUCAGCACGAGGCCUUUGAACAUCAUCUACAAUCCUCAGGCUAUUAAAAAAGUAGCAGACUUUUUCUACAAGGGAAAGGUUCAUACCUCAGGUUUUGGUUAUCAGUCAGAACUUGAAUUGAGAGUGGCUGAAGCAGCUCGAAGACAGUAUAACAAGCUGAAGAUGCAGACCAAGGCAGAGAUCCGACAAACCCUGGACCGGUUGCUGGUGGGGGACUUCAUUGAGGAAAGCAAACGAUGGUCUGUGCGGCUAGAUAUUUCUGCCCCUCAGGUGAUAUUUCCUGAUGAUUUCAAGUUCAAGAAUCCUGUGUUAGUUGUCGUGGAUCUAGGAAGAAUGCUGUUGACCAAUAGCCAAGAUGACACCAGGAGGAAAAGUGGGGACAGAUUAGCUUCUGAGGACAAUCAAUUUAGUGAUGAUGAAUAUAAGACCCCUCUUGCCACGCCCCCCAGUACUCCACCCCCAGAGACAAGCAGCAGCAGCAGAGAGAAAACACCUCCCUUUUCUGGAGUGGAGUUCAGUGAGGAGCAGCUUCAGGCCCAUUUAAUGAGUACCAAGAUGUACGAGCGAUACUCCUUGUCCUUCAUGGACCUCCAGAUCAUGGUGGGAAGAGUGAAAGACAACUGGAAGCACGUCCAGGGCAUUGAUGUAGGGCCCACCCAUGUGGUGGAGAAAUUUAAUGUUCAUCUACAGUUAGAGCGGAGGCUGAUUUAUACCUCAGAUCCCAAAUACCCAGGGGCUGUGCUCUCAGGCAACUUGCCAGAUUUAAAAAUCCACAUCAAUGAAGAUAAGAUAUCUGCCCUGAAGAACUGCUUUGCUCUCCUUACCACACCAGAAAUGAAAACUUCAGACACUCAGAUCAAAGAAAAGAUUUUCCCCCAAGAAGGACAGCGGGGAAGCCUACAGGACUCGGUAAUGAACUUAACCCAGAGCAUUGUGAUGCUGGAGCAACACACACGUGAGGUUCUGGUAGAGUCGCAGCUCCUCCUGGCUGAAUUUAAAGUCAACUGUAUGCAGCUUGGUGUGGAGAGCAAUGGCCGCUACAUUUCUGUACUCAAGGUAUUUGGUACAAAUGCUCACUUUGUGAAGAGGCCUUAUGAUGCUGAAGUCUCCCUCACUGUUCAUGGUUUGCUCCUAGUGGACACCAUGCAGACCUAUGGUGCUGAUUUUGACCUUUUGAUGGCUUCUCAUAAGAACUUGAGCUUUGAUAUUCCAACAGGAAGCCUACGGGACAGCAGGGCCCAGUCUCCUGUCUCUGGACCUCACACAGUUAUGGAUAUGGCCUCUGUGAAUGACCGAUCAGCAACGAGUGUUUCCCUGGAAAAGAUCCUCACCAAAGAGCAAGAGUCCCUCAUUAAGCUGGAGUAUCAGUUUGUGAGUUCUGAGUGCCCAUCCAUGAGCUUAGACAGCACACUUCAAGUGGUUUCUCUGCAGGUGAACAACUUGGAUAUUAUCUUAAAUCCAGAGACAAUCGUGGAGCUGAUUGGUUUCCUUCAAAAAUCCUUCCCCAAGGAGAAAGAUGAUUUGAGUCCUCAGCCUUUAAUGACUGAUUUGGAAAGAAACUUUAGUGAACAAGGAACUUACCAAUCUACCUACGAACAGAACACGGAGGUUGCGGUGGAGAUCCAUAGGCUUAACCUGCUGCUCCUCCGGACAGUGGGAAUGGCAAAUGGGGAUAAACAUGGCCGGAAAAUUGCCACGGCGAGCAUAGGUGGCACCAAGGUUAAUGUGUCGAUGGGCAGCACAUUCGAUGUGAAUGGCUCUCUGGGCUGUUUGCAGCUUAUGGACCUGACACAGGAGAAUGUUAAGAACCAGUAUGUUGUCAGCAUUGGGAAUUCUGUGGGCUAUGAAAAUAUUAUCAGCGACAUCGGCUACUUUGAGUCUGUGUUUGUCAGAGCAGAAGACGCAGCCCAGACUGAAGCUUUGAGUUUCACGUUUGUUGAGAAAUCCAAGCAGGAAUGUUUUCUCAGCCUGAAGAUGGCUUCCUUGCAUUACAACCAUUCUGCCAAGUUCUUGAAAGAGCUGACCUUAUCCAUGGAUGAACUGGAAGAAAAUUUUCGAAGUAUGCUUAAAAGUGCAGCCACCAAAGUCACCACUGUCUUAGCUACCAAGACGGCUGAGUACAGCGAGAUGGUGUCCCUCUUUGAAAUGCCGAGGAAGAUCCGGGAGCCCUUUAUCUUGGAGGAGGAUGAGGUACAUGGGUUUGGCCUUGCUUCCCCUCACUCGGACACAGUGAAGCUCAUCUUGAACAUCAAUAUUGAGUCUCCAGUUGUCUCUAUUCCCCGGAAGCCUGGGAGCCCUGAAUUAUUGGUGGGACACCUAGGACAGAUAUUCAUCCAGAAUUUCGUAGCUGGAGAUGAUGAAUCCAGAAGUGACCGUUUGCAGGUGGAGAUCAAAGACAUUAAGUUGUAUUCUUUGAAUUGCACCCAGUUGGCCAGCAGAGACAGUGCUGGGUCAGAAGUCAAUCGGAUGUGUUGUCCACCCUCCGGGUCUGCCAGUGCCAACAGCCAGGAGGAAGCAUAUUUCACCAGACACGAUUUUUUUGAAUCUUUGCAUAGAGGUCAAGCUUUUCACAUCUUGAAUAACACUACCAUUCAGUUUAAACUGGAGAAGAUCCCCAUAGAGAGAGAAUCUGAGUUGACUUUCUCCCUUAGUCCAGAUGACCUGGAGACCUCUAGCAUCAUGAAAAUUGAAGGAAAAUUCGUCAAUCCAGUCCAGGUGGUAUUAGCCAAGCAUGUGUAUGAGCAGGUCUUGCAAACACUGGACAACCUCGUGUACAGUGAAGAUCUGAAUAAGUUUCCAGCCAGUGCUCCCACCUCCCCUUGCCCUAAUUCUCCUCUGCCUACCCUCAGUACCUGUGGAGAACCUGCUGCCGACAGGAAGGAGAAUGGGCUGUUCAGCCACUCCAGCCUCUCUAGUGCCUCCCAGAAGUCCUUGUCUGUGAAGGAAGCCAAGGCCUUCACUCAGAUUCAAGCCAACUUCUGUAUAUCAGAGCUCCAGGUGCAGCUGAGUGCAGAUCUGACUUUGGGAGCUCAAGGUCUUGUGAGCUUAAAGUUUCAGGAUUUUGAGGUGGAGUUCAGUAAAGACCACCCUCAGACCUUAUCCAUUCAGAUUGCCUUGCGUUCUCUUCUGAUGGAAGACUUACUGGAGAAGAAUCCAGACUCCAAAUACAAGAACCUGAUGGUGUCUCGAGGAGCUCCUAAGCCAUCAAGCCUAGCACAGAAAGAAUAUCUCUCUCAGUCCUGCCCGUCCGUAUCCAAUGUGGAGUAUCCCGACAUGCCUCGGUCUUUGCCUUCCCACAUGGAGGAAGCACCUAAUGUCUUCCAGUUGUACCAGAGGCCCACCUCCGUGUCCCGGAAGACGCAGAAGGAAGUCAAAGACAAGGAUUGCCCCAUAACUCCCCCUCCCUCUCCAACAGUCGAUGGACCCAAGGUCCAUGCUGGGAAGAGUCAGUUCGAUGAUUCCUUGGUGCACAUCAACAUAUUCCUGGUGGAUAAGAAACAUCCAGAAUUCUCUUCCAGUUAUAAUCGAGUUAACCGGAGCAUUGAUGUUGAUUUUAACUGCUUGGAUGUGCUGAUCACCCUGCAGACCUGGGUGGUGAUACUGGAUUUUUUUGGGAUUGGCUCCACUGCAGACAACCAUGCAAUGAAGGUGCCACCUGAGGGCAUUGUACAAAGUGUAAAGUCAGAAUCCAGCACCAUAAUGGAGUCUGAACUUCAGGACCCUGUUAACACCAAGCUGGAUCUCAAGGUUCAUUCACUGUCUCUCGUGCUCAAUAAGACCACCAGUGAGCUUGCUAAAGCAAAUGUUUCCAAAUUAGUAGCACACCUGGAAAUGAUUGAGGGAGACCUGGCCUUGCAGGGCAGCAUCGGGAGUCUGUCUCUGAGUGACUUAACCUCCCACGGAGAGUUCUACAGAGAACGAUUCACCACCAGUGGAGAAGAAGCACUCAUCUUCCAGAUUUUUAAAUAUGGACAAGCUGACCCUUUGCUUCAGAGAGAGCAUGACAUUCGUGUGAGCCUACAGAUGGCCUCUGUGCAAUACGUGCACACCCAGCGCUUCCAGGCCGAGGUGGUAGCCUUCAUUCAGCACUUCACCCAGCUGCAGGAUGUCUUGGGGCGCCAGCGAGCUGCCAUUGAGGGGCAGACGGUGAGAGACCAGGCUCAGCGCUGUUCUCGGGUUCUCCUGGAUAUUGAGGCUGGUGCUCCUGUCCUCCUCAUCCCAGAAAGUUCCAGAUCAAAUAAUCUGAUUGUAGCAAAUUUGGGGAAGCUGAAAGUGAAGAACAAGUUUCUCUUUGCUGGUUCUCCUGGGACAUUUUCCCUGCAAGAUAAGGAGUCUGUGCCUUCAACUUCCCCAACGGGUACACCCAAACACAAUAUGAGGAAAACCACAAGCACAGAGGACCCCAGGGCACCCCAGUCUCCCGGGCUGUUUAUGAUGUCUCCUGUUGGAAUGGGUCUGGGCAGCCUGAAGAGUGAGUGUGUGCCCUGUGGCUCCACCAAGCAGCGCGCACAGCCAGCCACGCCAUUUGUUGGCCAAAGUUCCAGUAGUCCAGAAGACCAUGUCUGCUUGCUGGACUGCAUUGUCGUGGAUCUACAGGACAUGGACAUCUUUGCUGCAGAGAGAUGUCCACGCGAAUACUCAAAAAUCUCAGAGGACAGUAGUGGAGAUCUGGUCUUCCCCUCCUAUUUUGUGCGACAAACAGGAGGAAGCCUCUUAACUGAGCCCUGUAGGCUGAAGUUGCAGGUGGAAAGAAAUUUGGACAAAGAAAUAAGUCAUGCUGUUCCAGACAUAUCUAUCCAUGGCAAUCUCUCCUCAGUCCACUGCUCCCUGGAUCUGUACAAAUACAAGCUGAUCCGAGGCUUACUGGAGAACAACCUUGGAGAGCCCAUAGAGGAGUUUAUGCGACCUUACGAUUUACAAGAUCCAAGAAUUCAUACUGUUCUGAGUGGAGAAGUGUACACUUGCAUGUGUUUCCUCAUUGAUAUGGUAAAUGUAAGCCUGGAGCUCAAAGAUCCAAAAGGAAAAGAAGGUGCUGGAUCCCUAGCCAGAUUUGAUUUCAAGAAAUGUAAACUGCUCUAUGAAAGUUUUUCCAACCAAACCAAGUCCAUUAAUUUGGUUUCCCAUUCCAUGAUGGCCUUUGACACCCGCUAUGCUGGGCAGAAGACGAGCUCAGGCACCAACAAUGUGUUCAACUGCAUCUUUCAACCUUCCAAGAACAGCAGCACCACCCAGGGAUCCAUUCAGAUUGAGCUUCAUUUCAGAUCUACAAAGGAUUCCUCCUGUUUCACAGUAGUUCUCAACAACCUCCGUGUUUUUCUCAUAUUUGACUGGCUGUUAUUGGUUCACGAUUUUCUCUACACUCCCAGUGACAUUAAGAAACAAAAUGUUACUCCGUCUCGGCAUCGAAACUCCAGCAGCGAUUCUGUUAUAGUUCCCAAAACCGUUAAGAGUGGUGUAGUUACUAAACGGUCUUCCCUUCCUGUAUCCAAUGAAAGGCACCUGGAGGUCAAGGUCAAUGUAACAGGGACUGAGUUUGUGGUUGUUGAAGAUGUGUCCUGCUUUGAUACCAACGCCAUUAUUCUGAAAGGCACCACAGUGCUCACCUAUAAGCCCCGCUUUGUUGACCGACCCUUUUCAGGAAGUUUGUUUGGCAUCGAGGUAUUCUCAUGCCGACUAGGGAAUGAGCAGGAUACGGCUCUUUCGAUCAUUGAUCCAGUACAAAUCCAGGUGGAGCUGGUGGGGAAUUCUUCUUAUCAGAACAGUUCUGGAUUGAUGGAUGCCUUCAAUAGUGAGGAUUUCCCACCUGUCCUAGAGAUUCAGUUACAAGCCCUGGACAUCAGACUGUCCUAUAAUGAUGUGCAGCUGUUUCUGGCCAUUGCAAAAUCUAUCCCAGAACAAGCAAGUGCAGCAGCACCAGACUCCACAGCCUUGGAAGCCGAUUCUGUUAGCAGUCAACCCCCAGGAACAUCUCGAGGAGGAGAGGAAGCCAGAGAAGGGACAAGACACACCUUAGAUCCUGUUUUGGAGUUACAGCUGGCUAGACUUCAGGAGCUGGGGUUCAGCAUGGAUGAUUGCCGCAAGGCCCUUUUGGUGUGUCAAGGCCAAUUGAAAAAGGCAGCAAGUUGGUUGUUCAAGAAUGCGGAGCCUCUGAAGUCUCUUUCCCUGACCUCCAGCAGCCAAGAUAGUCUGGGAGCUGUGCCGGCCCCACGCAUAUCUGGAGUGGAGAUCAAAGCCGAGAGCGUGUGCAUCUGCCUCAUAGACGACUGCAUGGACUGUGAUGUGCCUCUUGCUGAGCUGACCUUCUCCCGUCUGAAUUUUCUUCAGCAUGUGAGGACCAGUCCUGAAGGCUAUGCCCACUUUACACUUUCUGGGGAUUAUUAUAAUCGAGCUCUGUCAGGCUGGGAGCCAUUUAUUGAGCCAUGGCCGUGCUCUGUAUCCUGGCAACAGCAGGCAGCUAGUCGUCUCCAUCCCCGGCGACUGAAGCUAGAGGCCAAGGCCAAACCCCGUUUGGAUAUCAAUAUCACUUCUGUGUUGAUUGACCAGUAUAUAAGUACCAAGGAAUCAUGGAUGGCAGAUUACUGUAAAGAAGACAAAGAAAUGGAUUCUACUAAGUCAGAAGACUGGAUGGGCUCUUCAGUGGAUCCUCCAUGCUUUGGACAAAGCCUUCCCCUUGUCUACCUUAGAACUAGGAGUACAGCCAGUCUGACUAACCUAGAGCACCAGAUCUAUGCUAGAGCAGAGGUGAAAACCCCCAAACGCCGGCAGCCCUUUGUCCCCUUUGCUCUGAGGAACCACACCGGCUGUACGCUGUGGUUUGCCACGCUGACCACCACACCCACCAGGGCGGCACUGUCUCACAGUGGGAGUCCAGGGAUGGUUCCAGAAGGGAAUGGAGCAUUUCUGGAUGAUACACACAAUGUUAGUGAGUGGCGAGAAGUCCUCACCGGUGAAGAGAUUCCCUUUGAAUUUGAAGCCAGAGGGAAGUUACGGCACAGACACACCCAUGACUUACGGAUCCAUCAGCUACAAGUGAGAGUAAAUGGCUGGGAGCAAGUGAGCCCAGUGUCUGUGGACAAAGUUGGGACCUUUUUCCGUUAUGCAGCACCAGACAAAAAUUCAUCUUCCUCUACAAUUGGCAGCCCAAGCAGCAGAACAAAUAUUAUACAUCCCCAGGUGUAUUUCUCUGCCCUCCCACCUGUCCGAGUAGUCUUUGCUGUGACUAUGGAAGGCAGUGCUCGGAAGGUGAUCACUGUCCGAUCAGCCCUCAUUGUGAGGAACAGAUUGGAAACACCGAUGGAACUACGACUGGACAGUCCAUCAGCCCCAGACAAGCCAGUGGUGCUUCCUGCCAUCAUGCCAGGAGAUGCGUUCGCUGUGCCUUUGCACCUUACCUCUUGGCGGCUGCAGGCCCGGCCCAAAGGAUUUGGUGUGUUCUUCUGUAAGACUCCAAUACACUGGACUAAUGUAGUGAAGCCAACAGAGGUUAGUAGCAGCAAACGAGAGUGCCACUCGAUGGAUACAGAAAAAAGCCGAUUCUUCAGGUUUUGUGUGGCUAUUAAGAAAGAAAAUUAUCCAGAUUACAUGCCCUCCAACAUAUUUUCUGACAGUGCCAAACAGAUUUUCCGACAGCCUGGGCAUACCAUUUAUCUCCUGCCGACUGUGGUAAUCUGCAACUUGCUACCUUGCGAACUGGACUUUUAUGUGAAAGGAAUGCCUAUUAAUGGGACCCUAAAACCAGGCAAAGAGGUAGCCCUUCAUACAGCAGAUACAUCCCAGAACAUUGAACUAGGGGUUUCAUUGGAGAACUUUCCCCUCUGUAAAGAACUGCUCAUUCCUCCUGGGACCCAAAACUAUAUGGUGAGAAUGCGACUCUAUGACGUCAGCCGGCGGCAGCUGAACCUUACCAUCCGGAUUGUGUGUCGUGCAGAAGGGUCCUUAAAGAUCUUCAUUUCUGCCCCUUAUUGGCUCAUUAACAAAACAGGGUUACCACUGAUCUUCAGACAGGACAAUGCAAAGACAGAUGCUGCAGGCCAGUUUGAGGAACAUGAGUUGGCCCGGAGCCUGAGUCCUCUCUUAUUCUGCUAUGCUGAUAAAGAGCAGCCAAACCUCUGCACGAUGAGAAUCGGAAGGGGGAUUCAUCCAGAAGGCAUGCCGGGCUGGUGUCAGGGCUUCUCCCUGGAUGGUGGUAGUGGUGUCCGAGCUUUGAAAGUCAUCCAGCAAGGAAACCGCCCAGGGCUGAUCUAUAACAUUGGUAUUGAUGUUAAGAAAGGCCGAGGCCGAUAUAUUGAUACCUGUAUGGUCAUCUUUGCACCCCGUUACCUGUUAGAUAACAAGUCAUCUCACAAGCUCGCAUUUGCACAAAGGGAAUUUGCCAGGGGACAGGGAACAGCCAAUCCUGAGGGUUACAUUUCCACCCUUCCUGGUUCCAGUGUGGUGUUCCACUGGCCUCGAAAUGACUAUGAUCAGCUAUUAUGUGUCAGAUUGAUGGAUGUUCCCAAUUGUAUUUGGUCUGGAGGCUUUGAAGUCAACAAGAAUAAUUCCUUCCAUAUCAACAUGAGGGAUACUCUGGGAAAGUGCUUCUUCCUGCGAGUGGAAAUCACCCUGAAAGGAGCUACGUAUAGGAUCUCUUUUAGUGACACUGACCAGUUACCCCCACCUUUCCGCAUCGACAACUUUUCUAAGGUCCCAGUGGUGUUCACUCAGCAUGGCGUAGUGGAACCCAGGCUUCGGACUGAAGUUAAGCCCAUGACAUCGCUGGAUUAUGCCUGGGAUGAGCCCACUCUGCCAGCCUUCAUCACGUUGACUGUGAAGGGGGCCGGCUCUUCAGAGAUCAGCUGCAACAUGAAUGAUUUCCAGGAUAACCGACAGCUCUAUUAUGAAAAUUUCAUUUACAUUGCUGCUACAUACACAUUUUCAGGUUUGCAGGAGGGAAAGGGAAGGCCUGUAGCUUCUAAUAAGGCCGUCACUUGUGCAGAGCUCGUCUUAGAUGUCUCACCAAAGACACAAAGAGUCAUUUUGAAGAAGAAGGAGCCAGGAAAGCGUUCUCAGCUCUGGAGGAUGACAGGGACAGGCAUGUUGGCCCAUGAGGGCUCUGCUGUGCCUCACAACCCCAACAAACCCUCAGCCACACGCUCCACCGAGGGCUCCGCCAUCCUCGAUAUCGCUGGGCUUGCUGCAGUGACUGACAACAGGUAUGAGCCAUUGAUGCUACGUAAGCCGGACCGUAGGCGAAGCACCACCCAGACAUGGAAUUUCCGAGAAGGAAAACUGACCUGCGGACUGCAUGGUUUGGUGGUCCAGACCAAAGGAGGACUAUCUGGAUUGUUUGAUGGAGCUGAAGUCGUUCUUGGUCCUGACACAUCUAUGGAGCUUUUGGGGCCAGUUCCACCUGAACAACAAUUUAUUAACCAAAAAAUGAGGCCUGGUUCUGGAAUGUUGUCUAUCAGAGUUAUUCCAGAUGGACCAACAAGAGCACUCCAGAUAACAGAUUUCUGCCAGCGGAAAAGUGACCGGUCAUCAUAUGAACUGGAUGAACUUCCUAUUACUGAACAAGAGCUGCAGAAACUAAGGAGUUCAGAGACAGAGCAGGAAUUGGAAGUGCUUGUGAAAUUAGAAGGUGGAAUUGGCCUAUCCUUAAUUAAUAAAGUACCUGAAGAGCUGGUCUUUGCGAGUCUUACAGGAAUCAAUGUUCACUACACCCAGCUGGCAACCAGCCACAUGCUUGAACUCAGCAUUCAGGAUGUACAGGUGGAUAACCAGCUCAUCGGUACCACUCAACCCUUCAUGCUCUAUGUGACCCCCGUGAGCAAUGAGAAUGAGGUCAUUGAGACCGGCCCAGCUGUGCAGGUGAAUGCGGUGAAGUUCCCCAGCAAGAGUGCACUGACCAACAUCUACAAGCAUCUGAUGGUCACAGCUCAGAGAUUCACAGUGCAGAUUGAAGAGAAACUGCUGCUGAAGCUGCUGAGUUUCUUUGGCUACGAUCAGGCAGAGUCAGAGGUGGAAAAAUAUGAUGAAAACCUCCAUGAGAAGACAGUUGAGCAGGGUGGAACACCAACUCGAUACUAUUUUGAAAAUCUUAAGAUCAGCAUUCCCCAGAUCAAACUAAGUGUGUUUACCUCCAACAAGCUGCCACUAGAUCUUAAGGCCUUAAAAAGCACAUUGGGAUUUCCACUGAUUCGAUUUGAAGAUGCUGUAAUUAAUCUGGACCCAUUCACUCGGGUCCAUCCCUAUGAGACAAAGGAGUUCAUCAUCAAUGACAUCCUCAAACAUUUCCAGGAGGAACUCCUCAGCCAGGCAGCUCGAAUCCUGGGAUCAGUAGAUUUUCUUGGCAACCCCAUGGGGCUUCUGAAUGAUGUUUCUGAAGGGGUUACUGGACUGAUAAAGUAUGGAAAUGUUGGAGGCCUUAUCAGAAAUGUUACACAUGGGGUGUCGAACUCAGCUGCCAAGUUUGCAGGAACAUUGUCAGAUGGCUUGGGGAAGACUAUGGACAACCGUCAUCAGUCAGAGCGGGAAUACAUCAGAUACCACGCAGCAACAAGUGGGGAGCACCUUGUGGCUGGUAUCCAUGGCCUGGCUCAUGGUAUCAUUGGUGGACUGACCAGUGUUAUAACGUCAACAGUGGAAGGUGUGAAAACAGAAGGGGGCGUCAGUGGCUUCAUAUCCGGCCUUGGGAAAGGACUGGUUGGCACUGUGACCAAGCCAGUGGCAGGUGCCCUGGACUUUGCUUCUGAAACAGCCCAAGCAGUGAGAGACACAGCCACACUCAGUGGCCCCAGGACCCAAGCGCAGAGGGCUCGGAAACCACGCUGCUGCACAGGACCUCAGGGGCUGCUUCCUCGAUACUCAGAGAGCCAGGCGGAAGGACAGGAGCAGCUCUUCAAACUGACAGAUAACAUCCAGGAUGAGUUCUUCAUAGCCGUGGAAAACAUCGACAGCUACUGUGUGCUCAUCUCCUCCAAAGCCGUGUACUUCCUGAAGAGUGGCGACUAUGUGGACAGAGAGGCCAUUUUCCUUGAGGUCAAAUACGAUGACCUCUACCACUGCCUCGUCUCCAAGGAUCACGGGAAGGUGUACGUGCAGGUGACCAAGAAAGCAGCGAGCACCAGCAGUGGCGUGUCCAUCCCAGGCCCGUCCCACCAGAAGCCGAUGGUCCAUGUGAAAUCUGAGGUCCUUGCUGUCAAGUUGUCACAAGAAAUAAACUAUGCAAAGAGCCUUUACUAUGAACAGCAACUCAUGUUAAGACUGAAUGAACAUCAAGAGCAGCUGGAACUGGACUCCUGAGAACGGCCGGCCAGCGAGAGGCGCUCCGGACAGGGCCCAGACCCAGACUCGUGGCCCGCAUGGGAGGGAGCCGGGAGAAGCUUCCGGGAAGAUGUGGCUUGGGAAUGAGGGAAAGGAAGUCCUCACAGGGGAAGCUUUGAGUGCAAACGGUAUUUACUUGUGGGCUGGGGAAUACUCUAGAUUAUGGGGAGAUAAUUUUUUAAAGAUAUCAGUUGAAUAACAUACAAAGCAAAUGUACUGAGAUGAGUCUCAUUUUAGAUUAUCCCUGUUGACAUGUAAAUAUGUACAACUGUGUGUAAAUACAAGCUUCUGAGCAGGGUUGUGAUGUGCGUGAAGGUUUGUUACCUGUAAAGUAAUAUAAAAUUAGACUGGAUCUUCUAUUGCACUAACAAUAUGCCAUUCAGGAUACUCUGUAGAAAGAGGUUCGUGAACGUUGGAGAGUGCCGUAUCUACGUUUCGCGAACACAGGAAGCGGGUCAGGAGAGAUCUCAGUGUCCAGGAGAGCCUGUAGCAGCCGCGGUCACCCGCUGGAGCCCCACACCAGGGAGAGGAGAGCAGAAGCAGAGCCACCACAGGGCGGAAGGUCAGCGUGGCUCGGCCCCCCCCCCUUGUCUGUGCCGCCUUACAGGCCGCACUUGAGCUACAUAUGGCUUUCUAAUCUCAACACACAUUCUUUCCCCUGACUUGGCAGUGGACUUAGCUUCCGCCUUCACACAUGCACGUGCACGCAUCUACACCGGCGUUAUCAGAGACCAUCCAAACACUGGCCGGCUCUGUUGACAUAGAAGGAAAGGAAAGCCCAUGCCUUUGAACUCUUUGUCAGACAAUCAGAAGUCCUGGGUAGGGAGUCGGGCCCUCCCUCCCAGGCACCAGCAAUGGGAGACACUCCAUCUUGUUCUUUUUACUAAAGGCAUAGGCUGGCAUUAUAUCAUGUGCCCUGGGAACACAGGAAUGGUGGUUCCAGGACAGGGAGAAGGAGGAAGAGAGUAUGGGAAGAGGGAGUGGGGUCUGAGUGUCUCACAGAAGCAGGAUUGAAGGCCGGUGCAUGUGCCUGCCUUUUCCUGUCUUGUUCUCCACGUCUCCCUUUUCUGGAAGGAAUAAGCUAAUGAGCGUGGGGGAUGGGCCUCACUCUGAAUGAACAGCUCUCCUUGUGAUUUUAGAAUUUUUAUUGUAAUAAAGCCAACCCAUUUCUACAACCUUUUCACAUGUAGCUGAGAUCCGAGAUGACCCACUAGAAGUGUGGAAGAUUUUGGUAAUUAUAACUCAUGACCCAAUCCUUCCAUGACACAAAUGGAGCUCACCAGGCUGUCUCUCCCACUGUGUGUGUGUGUGUGUGUGUGUGUGUGUGUGUGUGUGUGUGUGUGUGUGUGUGUGUCCUGGGAAGGAGGAAGGAAGGAAGGUAGCUAGGCAGGAAGGUAGCUUCUCUGAGUGCUGUAGCCAUCUUGAAUGCUCCGGCCUGGAGGCCUGCCUGGACUGUGAGUGGAUCGCCCCGCUGGACCGUGGCCUCUGUGUGGGGCAGGUCUUUUGCUGGUUGGCUCAUGCUCCCUGGGUGGUCAGUGUGAUAGUAUCAGUGCUCACACUUGCUCUUCUGAGAGCCUCCCAGCCGCCUCACCAGCCUGGGUCCCUGCACCCUCCAGGUGCUUUGUGGUUUUCGUCCUCAGUAACACACUGCCAGAGCUCACAUCUCGGAGGCUCUCGGAGGGAGUCAAGUGCGCAUGCCUGAGAGCCUCUGUCCCUGGCUGGUGAAGGAGCUACUGUUGCUAAGAGAAGUCUGCCCGGGUUUUCAGCUUGACUGCAGGAAGGUAGCCGGGGUCACCUGCAGCUGUUGCUCCAGAAGAACGGGUCCUCCUCCUGCUCCUGUUUCCUGAAAUCGGCUCUGUGGUGGCACAGCUGCUGUUCUGACAUCUGUGCCUUAGAAAGGGCACAGGGACUCAAAGACCAGAUGACUGGGACUGCAGGGCAGAGAGUGCCCGCCAUGAGCUGCCCAAGCCCUUCCCCUCCCCUGCAGCCCUGGGCCGCCGCAGGAAGACUCUGGGGGCUUUUGCCAUCGCUUCCUGGUUUGUCAAGACAAAAGUCAAAGGUCUGGACCGACCAGUCAGGCCUUGUGCUGGCUCCUCAAACAUCCCAUUUCUUCUGAAACUGGCAUUUAGCUGGUGAUGUCUGAGACUUGGAUAGGACGGUUCCACCAAUUUUCCUGCUGCCCCAUGUACACAGCUCUCCUUGGCGGAAAGCACGGUGGAUGGAUGAUUUGAGAACCCUCAGUAGUCACCCAUUCCUUGACCACGAAUGGCUGGCCGGCGCCCCGCCCCAGCUCCUGUCUGUGCUUGCUUGGGAUACCUUUGGUGUUCAGAAGGCUCCUGGGCCACAUUGUUUUCAAGUGUCAUCUGUGCCUCAAAAAUCCAUAGUCGCUGCUUGAUGAACUGAGAAUAAACUACCUGGUUCUUCACUGUGUAACACUAUUAUGUUCCGACUCUGUAAACCUGCUUCUCAAAUCAGAGUCGCCACUUUUCUUCCUGUGGAAUAAAAUGUAUUGUUGACUUCUCA